AUGAACUCUCCGCCGCCCAAUAGCAAAUCAACUGAUGCUCAAUUCAAAUUGGGAUUGUUGAAAGUAUUAAGGAGCAAUUACUUUGCAGAAGUGGAUAGGAUGACAGAGGCACAUAAUUAAGGAUUAUUUAAAUAGGAAUCAAUUAUUGAUGAGAAAGAAUGGUUGAAUUGCGGUAAACCUAUAGUGGAUAAACGACCUGUGCAUGAAGCGAAGAGAGCUAAUGAAAAAGAAGUUUAAGAUGAAGGAGAGGAACAGAGAAAAUAGAGAUUGGAGAAUUUGAAUUUGUAUUUGAUGGAUGGUGUUUUCAAGGCAGGUGAAGAGAUGGGAUUACAAGAGUGGAAUAAAAGAAGAUUGGAAAAAUCUCUGAUUUCAGAAUAAAAAUUUUAUUAUUUCGAUGAUGAUGGAAAUCUGGUUGCAGAUAGGGAAUUUUUUGAGGAAAAAAUUUAAAGAUUAUUUCUAAUUGAUUUCGAUGAAAACCUGGCAUUGUAAACACACCAGAGACCUGCUUCAAGAUGUGCAAGAGAAAACCAAAAUAAACAGUUACCAUUCAGAUUAGACAUCUUUAUUGGAGUAUUACAAUUCUCUUACCAUCCUCAAUUUUCAAGAGAAGAUUAGUAUGUUGCAGAUCUCAAAUAUCUGAUUAAGAAAUAUCGAAAGAGGGCAGAUUUGGCUCUGAUUCCACAUUACUAAAAGACAUUAAACAUUUUAGAAAAAGAGACAACAGAGUUGUAAAGUAGACCAGAUGAUACCAAGAUGGAGAUGGAAAUGAUUUAGUUGGAGAAAGAAAGAUUAAGAGAGGAGUUAAGAAAAGAGAUAGACAAUUUACAGAAAUUGAUGGAAUAGAUAUAUGCAAAGUGGGAUACCAUAAAGGAGGAAAGAAAGACAGUUGGGGCAACUUCGUCUCCUUAUAAGUUAGGAGUCAGAUUUUACAAUUCAACUGAUAAUACAAAGGAAGUGGAUUUUAUAUUAUAAUAAAUAGAAAUACAUAAGGAAAGUAAUAAGGAUUAGAUAAUAAGUAAGGCAGAGGAGGCUAGAAGGUAGACAAUUAGAAGUUUUAGAGUUCAAUUAGAAAUUGUAAUAAACAAUCAAGUGGUUGCAUAAACAAGAAAGGUUAAUUUGGAUUGGCCAUCUUUUGAGGCUAGAAUUAUGGAGAAACUUUAGGUGUAUGUGUUUACAAAGCCAACAAGUGUUAAACUGAGGAUAUGGAAAGUGCAAUUGAUUAAUAAGUUAAUAGAUGAGAUUGAGAUAGAAUUGCCAGGUGAGAAAUCCUUUGCCAUAACUAGUACUGGAUUUGUUUUGAAGGAAGCAUAUUUUGCAUAAGGUAGAAAGACAAUAAGAGACACUCGUUAUUAGGACUUGAUUAGUUAAAACAAUAAAGCUUUGAAUUACAAAUCGACAGAGGAGGAAUUUGAAGGGUUUAUCUCAUUCAGAACAGAAUGGCCGGAUUUUGGUCCCAAAAUGCCACCUGAAAGUCUUGAUAUGCAGUAUCAUUAAUUGGAGACUAAAUAUGAAGAUGAAUUGGGAGAUGCUGAUGAUAUUGAAAAGAUGAUUGUAGAUGAGAAAUACUUUGAUAUUAAUGAUCCUAGAAAUGAGGAACUAUUUGAAAAAUUGACUAAGAAACAAGAUAAGCAGACUGAAGUAGUUUCAGGUGAAUGUGUCGUUCCGUAUUCUAAUAUUAAGAGUAAGAGACAGCAAUUAUUGAAACUCAAAUUUGUUUAACCUCAACUGAGCAAGUACAAGAUUCCUUUGUUGGAGCAAUAAAUAGAAAGAGAUGGAGAAUUAACCUAGUUUUUGGGUGAGGAUGAUGAUUAAAUGGAUUAUGAGAAGGAGUUGAGGAAUUAAAAUAAGGAAGAUCAAUUCCAGAUUUUAGGAGAUUAUAUCAAUGAUGAGGCAACUAAAUAAAGAUUAUUGUCUAUCUAAAAGACUCUAUAAGCUAGAAAGAUAGAAGCCAAAUUGAAGAGAGCCAAGAAUUAGAGUGGUUUAAUCUCAAUUGAAAAUGUAGUGAAUGAAUUUCAUUUUGAAGCUGCUGCAUCUCUAUUGGCAGAAUGCAUCAAAUCUAUAUUUACAAAGAGAAGAAAGUUAGGACCUUAAAAAAGAACUAAUUUGGAUAAGAAAAACCCUACUUAAUUGUCUGAAGUUUAAAUAAGUGCAUUAGUUAUUCAGGGAAAUAAUGUCCCUAUCAGAUCAUCUGAUGUAAGUAAACUAUUGGAAGUAAAAUAAAAAUUAAAUCAAUAUAAUUCAGUCAAAGAAACAAUAGAAUUAUUGGGGAAAAUCAAAAAGGUUAGUCCCAUCAUUUAAGUUUCAUUAGACAUCCAAUCAGAGAAUGUGAAGAUCAUUAGGAACAUUGAUGUCCUCAAGAAGAAAUAGAAGCCUCAAUUGCCAGGUUAAUUGUAAGCAUUUGGUUAGUAGGAGGAUGAGGAAUAUGAAGCUGACAUUGAAAGGUUAAUCAUUGGAUAAAAAGAUGAUUAAUUGACAUCUGAAGUUGAAGGAGUCAACCCAGAAUGGAAUGAACUUAUUGAUUUUCGAAUUGGAAGAGAAUUUAAAUAGUAGUAAUUUGAUCCUGAAGAUUUGAUUAAUUCAAGAAAUAAGGUCACUUUCACCCUAUUUGAUCAAAUUGGUUGGUUCAAAUAGAAAGGUAUGAAUACCUAGGAACAUACACUCACAAUCACAAGAAGAUAUAUAGGUUCAGUGACCAUACCAUUAUUAAAUCUAUUUUAAUAAGAAAAAAUGAGUGGAAGAUUUAGGAUCAAUAGACCAUUGUUCUUGUUAAAUUAUCGAACUUUGAAUGUUGAGAACUUCUUGAUGGACCAAAGGAAUCAGACAUCAUAAUAAAAUGAAUUAUAGAAUUUGCAUAAUAAUUUCGAUAUUAUAGAUCCUCAUAUCCCAACCACAAUAGAAUUAACAAUGACAUUGGAGCCUUCAAUAAAAGUCAAUGAGGAUUUAAGUGCCACUACCUAUUUUCCAGGAGCUGAGAGUACAAACCUGUUCUUAUACGGAAUUAGACAAUUGAAUAGAUACAGAGAAUAGUUUAAAGAUCGUUACAUUAAAUUCUGGGCUGAGAAUCUAAAAGGUGAAUCAGUAUUCUUGCCAAGAUUCAUAACUCCUUUGAAACCACCCGAGAUAGAUUUCACUGCAAAUUCAAUAGAAAAGGCAGCGAGAUAUGUUUCAUUGAUUCCGUUUAGAAAUGACACUGAAGUCUUUAGAGAUUUACCUGACAUCUAUUGUAACAGCCAAGAAUUCAUAGAUUUAAGAGCAGGAGAUUUUGAAGAACAUGCCCUGUUAUUGUGCAAUUUCUUUAUGUAUAUUGACGAAAAGAUACUAAAAAGAGAUGAUAUCAAAAAUUAUGUGGUAAUGGGAAGGGGAUUGCCCGAAGGCAAAACUUAGUAUGUUAUGAGAAGAUUCACUAAGUCAAAUUUUGUGGAAUUGUGGAAUCCAUAGACUGGUGAAGUGUUUGUCUUUCAGAAUUAAGAAUACGUUAAAACAUUAUUCUGCUUUACAGUUUCAAAAGGAUAUAAAAAUUUAAAUGAUGUGGAUGAUGAUGCAUGUCCAUUAACAAAUAUUGGAUGCAUUUUUGAUAAUUAGAACAUUUAUAUUAACAUUCAAAACACAGAGGCUCCAAGUGAAAUGAAUUUUAAUAUAGAAGACACUCACUUUUGGGAACCCCUCUUGAAUAAAGAUCAAAUAAAAGCAUUCUUCCCAAAAGGUAUAUUACCAAUAUCAAACGAACUUGUAUUUGAUGUUCCAAGUGUGGAAAGAUCAAUUCUUGUCCAAGAUGAAUUGGAUAAGUUCUUGAAGAAUAAAAUCAAAGACUAUAGAUUUGAGGAUCUAGGAUAGAAGAAGGCUCACUUUACAACGACUUUCAACAAUCAAAGAUAUGCAUAAUUGACUGAAUUUAUAAGAGAUAGAGUGUUGUUUGAUCUGGAAUCAUUCAAGUUUAGAAUUAGAACUACUGGAUUAGCAAGUGAAUAUGGGGCCAAAAAGAAUAAUGACUAACAAUAAUAAGAUCAAUAGAAUCAUGAAGAGCAAGAACCAAUAAAUCAUGAGAGCAAUCAAUAGUGGACAUAUUAGAAAUCUUUGGAUUACUUAAAGAAAUUGUAGGAGAUGUUGAUUCGACAAUAAGAAAAACAUGUGAGAGGAAGUAAAGAGAUGUAUGGAUUUCCUCUGAACUUCUCCUUUGUUGAUUACGAAAGAGCAUGGGAUGAGAUCAAAGCCACAGGAAUUGCAGAUAUUAUGAGUGAUGAUAUUGAAUUUCUUUGCAUUACUAGAUGCUUCCCUUAUCCUCACUAUGUCUUGUCAACAUGGGUAUUUAUAGCAGUCCUCUAUAAAUCGAAACCAGCUGAUAUGUGAUGACAACAUUUUUAUUAAUUUUAUUCAUUACCAUCUUAAUCAUUAAUUA
This is a messenger RNA of Paramecium tetraurelia, 4396 nucleotides long. RefSeq lists its product as uncharacterized. Lineage: Eukaryota; Ciliophora; Oligohymenophorea; Peniculida; Parameciidae. Gene Ontology annotation, biological process: non-motile cilium assembly; protein localization to ciliary transition zone. Gene Ontology annotation, cellular component: ciliary transition zone. The transcript has 5 exons. The record is from RefSeq and is a predicted model, not a curated record.